Seminavis robusta is the source of this 1167-nucleotide messenger RNA. The record is from the annotation of a GenBank genome assembly. NCBI's taxonomy places the organism in Eukaryota, Bacillariophyta, Bacillariophyceae, Naviculales, Naviculaceae.
AUGUUGUUGUCACAGAAAGCCCAAGGUUUCGUGCCGACAACAUCCUUCACUCGACCCACGUCCACAAAGAAGUCUGUGCUACGAUUGAUACCCUUGACACAAUUUGGGGACGAACUGAGUUUCUUUUCUCCCGCAUUCGACAAGAAACGGUGUUGUAUAAGCCGGGACGGAAAGUUUACUACCGGCAAUGAUGAUGAAGAGCCCUUUGAACUCUUUAUUGUGGAAGAAAACGACUUGCCAGAAGUGGCCCUGUUCAUUGUCAAGGCGUUUGGUGCCGAUGCCAUCAACCUGAUCAGCAAUGAAUUCAGUGCCUUUGAAAAGAGACUAAUCGAACCAGCCAUGGACUUUUUCAAUGGCUACACGGCCGUCACGGCAUUUACCGAAGUCUUGUGGGGACUCCGUAUCCGGCAAGCCGAUCGAGUGGUCCUGUCGUCUGUGAAGGAAAUACUGGCAUCUUCCGAGGAAGAAAAGGAGCAAGCAAUCGCAGCAAAGGUGCCUGUCACCAAUGAUAUUUCCCCACCUCAACUACCAGAAGAUAUGACCUAUAAGGAAAAGGUCGAAGCUUGCAACCGCAAGUCACUUGUGCUUGUAUUGGCCCGACCUAGUGUCAGUAAUGACAACAGCUCUAGUAAAUGGGAGUCCGUAGAAUCCAACAUUGACAUCAUUGCAUCUGUCGAACUGAGGUUACAGGUGAGUCUACUAAGGGGGUGGCAUUUGUUCGGUGGUUCUGAUAUUUGUGUGCAUUGCGGAUGUUCAAAAAUGAUUCCACUAACCACCAUACGCCAUGCAAACAUGCCAAUGGAAAAGCCAUGCGAUGCCAAGAUCCCCUUUAGUCUUCCAUGGUGGGAUGAAAUAGAACGAAAUGCGGCCAGCUUCCUUGGAAUCCCCAAAGACAAGAGCUCCAACCACUUGCAGCCUUACUUGAGCACACUUUGUGUGGACGAAACCUAUCGAGGAAAGCAAAUUGGCCGCGCCAUUGUAAGAUGUCUGGAAGACAUUGCGACAACAAAAUGGGGAUACUCUAAAAUGUACCUUCAUGUGGAUGGAGAGAAUCCUCCGGCGUUGAACCUGUACAAAAGCGAAGGAUAUGAGGAUGUCGGUCGAAGAUGGAAUCCCUUUUGGGCGGGCAAGGCAGCCGAUAUUGGAUACUUUGUCAAGAAUAUGUAG